AUGAAAUCUCCUGGAAUUAAAUUCCACGCUGUUCACGGCGGUGCAAUUCGCCUUGAAGCGGACAAAACUGUUGCAAUUAGGAAGAAGGGAUUCUGCGAUGGCAUAACGUUUAGCAAUAAACCUGUGAAAGUAGGGCAAUGCUACUCCUUGAAACUGACGUAUGCCCAACAGUGGAGUGGAGCUUUGAGACUCGGAGUAACGAUUCAUGAUCCAUCAAGCUUCAGCCCCUCAGAUUCUGCAAAUUUCGGACCCCUGCCAAAAUAUGCAUGUCCCGACUUGUUGUCAUUGGAAGGAUUUUGGGCCAAACCGGUCAGGGAAGAAUAUGUGUCUUGUGAAUCAGGCUCCAAGGUGACUUUCCAACUCACAUCGAGCGGAAGACUUUUGUUGUUUGUGAACAACAAGCUGAAAGGAGCUCAUCUUACUGGACUGCCGGUGAACGUACCUUUGUGGGCCAUCAUUGAUGUUUACGGGACAACAAACUCCGUUCAUAUUCUUCCUGAAGGAGAUGUUCCAGUUGAAGUUAUUGCCCGGGGGCCAAAAUUCCUUGAUGCCUACAAACGAGCUAUGGCGAAUGGAACAGCUCCGUUGAGACAUUUCCGACUUUAUCUAGUGGGAAAGGAAGGGGUUGGCAAAACAAGUCUCGCACGGGCAUUGGUGGGAUUGAAAUUCGACCCUGAUGAACCUCCGACUCCGGGGUUGGAUUGCAGUACGACUUGUGAGGCUGAUGUUGGAUCACUGGAUGCUUGGAAGCAAGUUAAAAUCCUGUCCAAAGUUGUAACGGAAACUGCUGAUUCAGAGGACACGGAAUCCAUUUUGACUGACUGUCCAGAAACUGUGGAAGAACAAGAGCUCCUGUAUUCAAUCGCUCGGAACAUCGUCUGGGAAAUGAAGUACUCCAACAAGCCUAGCAAUAAACCGUCGUCACCUUCGCGAGACAUUGGUUGGAGUAUCGUGUCAACUGAAGAUGACCUAGCAACUGUGGACAACAAUCAGAACCUCAAACACAAAGGCAAAGUUUUGCUCAAAAACGAAUCCGCAGCCAACAGCAACAACAAACUCAAAGGAAACACGUUCCGAAAUUUUGUCAAGCGUCAUCAAAGCAUCACUCCUAUUGGAAGCGGUUCAAAAACAGCCUCGCAAGAUUGGCAUCUCCCUCUGGCCGAGAUUUCGCAGAAAAUCGUGCACGCGAUCGAAGAUCUCCAACGAGACUUGAAAGAGUUCGAGGAGAACAACAACAAGACUGGAGUGAAUGAGAAAUUCCCCACUGAUUUCGGCGACAGCGAACGGAAGCAGAUAAUUUUCGACAUUUGGGACAUGUCGGGGAACUACAUUUAUUACCCUGCCUUGCUUUCCUGUUUGGUACACAGGGCCGUUUACUUGGUGGUGUUUGAUCUUGCUAGCGAUUUUGAUGCCCUUGCUUCGUGCGUCGUCGGGCAGAGGAGAUAUUCCAGGGAGUGGUGCGAUAGUCGAACUCCGUCGAAUGAAGGCGCAGACGAAGGAAGAAGCAGCAACAGUUGUUCCACUGCCUGCGGCACUGACUGGGAGAUGACCAAUUUGGAUUACAUCAAACAUUGGCUAGAAAGCAUUUUCGCACAUGCCACUGCAUCCGUAGUGAAAGAAGAAGCACCUGCGGAUGCCUUACCAGCCUCUGCCAAAUCCCAUCGCGAAAGGGACUCCAUGUUGGGCCCCGCCGACUCUUUGCCCAUGAUUUUCAUCGUCGGCACUCACAGCAAUGCUCUGAAAAUAAUCGACACCGAAACCAGAGACAAAUUGGUGAAAGAUAAGUUCAGCCGGAUCAAAGAGACCAUUUCGGGUCAGCCAUAUGAAAUGCUGGUGAAUCAGGAGUUUUUGGCGAUUGAUUGUGAUUCGGAAGACGGUUCCAGUCCGGAAGAUGUGAACAUUGGGACGCUCAGGCAAAAGUUGAGCGAAGCCGGUUGGAAAAUGCAGUUCAACAGUCAGCAAGUGCCUCUGACGUGGCUUCAACUUCGCGCAACUCUGGCGGCUUCCGCGCAUGAUGGCGUCAGCUUCUUGAGUUUCGAUCAGGUGAGGCAACUGAACGAAGAAAACCGCGGAGGUGCGUUCAUACAACCCCGCCCUGUUAUUUCACACAUGGAACAAGAUUUGGAUUUGUGGACUGCACUCGAUUUUCUUCAUGAUGUCGGGUCCAUCACUGUGUGCCACAUCAAUAACAGCGAUGCCUCGGGUAUGACGUCUAUGUCGCCGGAGGUGUCAUCUAUGUCAGAUAUUAGCAAUGCUACGCCCUUGAUCGUUCUCAAACCUGGCUGGCUUGUGCACACCUUGGCUGCUUUGCUUCACCCUGAACUUACAACUGCUUUAAGCAAGGCCCAAGCGUGGGGUGUUAAUAACAGGUCAUUUGAUGAAGAAAGUCAUGUCUCUGGGAAUGAGCCUGAAGCAGUUUGGACAAAUGAGUACCCAAACUGUGAAUACCCAGGUCUAAGUAAAAUGAGACACAACAACAAAUCUGUCCUGACCCUGGAAGAGAGCAUUGCCAAGUUUUCUCAGCAAUGGACCAGACUGGAAAGAGAUGGAGUAUUAGAGCAAUGCCUCUACCAGCAACUUUUUCAAGGAGAAAACUGGGUGCAGGAAUCCAUUUUGGCUCUUCUUGCACAUCAUGAUGUCUUGGCUUUUGCUGGGAAUGGCUUUGGCGCAGGUUUUCAACAUUGCAAUCAGUCUGCUUGCAGAAGAAUGUUUUAUGUUCCGAGCAGAAUUUUUCUCGCGUUUCCUCCUGAAAGGCUUUUGCAAGAUGGCGAAGAAGACGUUGUGUUCUAUCUACACUUCAACAACUUUUUCUCUGACUCACUAUUUUCUCGGAUUGUUUCAAGAGUGAUUCAAUGGAGUCAAGAAUCUGGUUGUGCGGCUGCGAAAAAGCCGGUGUUGUUUUUCAGAGCUGCGGUUGUUUGGCUUGAAGGUGGUCACACUUUGGUUCUUGUCAUGUCUGCUUUGAGGUAUUCCAGGAUCAAGAUGCGACUCACAAGACAAACUCAUCUUGAUGACUUCGGGUAUGAUUUGAAUGCGAGUUGCCGAUCAGGGAUGUCAAUGGGGCUCAGGAACAGCAGAAGACCUCUUCAAAGGGAUCCUUGUUUCAAUGGGUUGCCAAAACCUGCCCCACAAAUUUGUGCUAAGGUGCGUCACAUGCUGGAGUCACAGCUUCUGCAAAUCAAGCAAUCGUGCAUCAGAAGAUUAUCUUAUCGCUUUCUGGUCAAGUGCCCUUGCGACAAAGCCUGUGAUUUGCACCGGAAACGGUGUUGCGCUGAUGAGAACUGUCUUCAUUUCCUGUUCCUGGACGACUGUCUCAAUUCCUCAGUGUUGCCGUGUGAUUACAGAAGGAUCAAGACGGAACCCUUCCGUCUUUGGUUCCCAACCUCGCCCAAGAGACAAGUUUCGAAUAGACACAGGUCGGGGACAGCUUCGAGUACCCACCAGCUGUGGAUGGAAGACGGAGGUGUGGGAAAAGAAGCUGGCCCAAGGGAUCCCUCCAAGUUCUGGGAUCCUCCUUCAGUAGACAGGGCUGUCUUGGCCAUUCCUGAUCACCUGUUGCCCGACUGGGUGACCACAGUGGCCAAAAUGCUGCUUGGGAGUCCCGAGGGCAGUGAUUGGAAUGCACUCGGGAUUCAGCUGGGUUAUAAAAGGGGAAAGUUGGAACAAUUGGAAGAGGCAGUGAAUCCAGCAUUGGUUCUCCUCAAGGAUUGGUUCUCAGUCUCAGGUAAUUCAUUUUUCUGUCUGGAAACCCUGGUGGGAUGCCUGGAGCAAAUGAAUAGACAGGACAUUGCAGCCAUCAUCAAGAGGAAUUCCAUUAUAGGUUCCCCAAUCAGCCCACCUCCAGAUGUCUUCUUAUCUUAUGACUGGGAAUCUCAGGAUGAUGUUCUGUUGAUUAGAACAAGCAUGGAGAAACUAGGGUAUGUGUGUUGGAUGGAUGUUGGACAAAUGGGUGGAGGAGAUUCUCUGUACACCAGGAUUUACCAAGGCAUUUCCCAAGCCAAAGUAUUUUUAUGCUUUGUUACACCAAGGUAUUCAGUCAGUCAGUGGACCAGAAGGGAGGUGAGUCUUGCAGAUGUGAUGAGGAAGCCAAUAUUACCUGUGAUGCUGACUCCUACUCCUUGGCCUCCACCUGGACCUUUGGCAGUUGUCUUGUCCCACCUUGUUUUCAUUGAUAUGAGUGGAAUGGGAGGACAUGGCGGCUCGGGUCGUCAUGGCGACUGGGAAACGCGGUUCAAGGAGAUUGUCUUCCAGGUGUCCACGUACACGAGUCCCAAGCAAGGUGCUCUUCUCACCCCGGCUGUCAGGCCCAAGUCCAAUGUCCAGAUUCUCGAGGUCUCCGACUUUGGUCGAGGGGCGCCUAAAUUCGAGUCAACGGACGGGAUUCCGUCGCUGCCGCAUCUCACUGCUGGUGGCGGUGGCGGCGCUGCUGGGUCUUUGAGCCAAGGAAACGGCGGCGGUCGUGACAACAACGGCGUCCUGAGAAUAAACCCCAACUUGCCGCCGGUUCCGCAGCCGCUUUACAUCGAAGAACGGGAUUCUUCCGCUAGAUUGUCAGCCGCCACCACGACGACCCGCGCGAGGUCUUCAGUCUUCUCCCGGAGAUUCAGUCGUGUUUGUUGCUGGCAUCCGCAUUCUUCCGUCCAUCAUCACGUCAACAACACCUGCUGCAUUCUGUGACACAUCAUUCUAGGAUGGCCAGGGUUUUGGUUUUUGGUGCUCUGAUUUGAAAAUAUUACGAGGGUUGUCCCACUUGGGCGCGACCUUCCUUAUUUCUAGAGUAGGUAUGCCUGUAAAAAUAAAAAAGAUUUUGAUAUAGUCCAUGAUGUUUUAAUGUUCUGGGAUUUUUUCGGAUUUCUGAAAAAUAAAUUUGAUUUAUUGCAUGAUGAUGAGUGAAAGCUUUCCAACCAUGAUGAAACAUUAUCAGUCCAGCUAAAAAGUUGACAUUUGUUGUUAUUUCAUUCAUUGUGUUUUCUAUGCUUUAGAUAAUGGUUGAAACAACAAAGAAAUUUUAAUUUUCAGCUGGCCUGACAAAAUUUUCAGCUCCCUAAAAGAAGUUGAAAUUUUUUUUUUGUCCCAAUCAUCAUCUUAUAUGUAUAGAAAAUAUAAUGGUCGAAUCAACAACAAAUUUCAAUUUUUUUUAAUGGUUCUAAAUAUUUGUUAAGCCAGCUGAAGAUGGACAUUUCUUUGUUGUUUUACUCAAACAUUUUGGAUACUGGUUAAAACAACAGCAAAAUGUCAAUUUUUAGGUUGUCUGAGAAAUAUUCAGCACCUUGAAAAUUGAAAUUUGUUAUUUUGACCAUCAUUCAAAAUGCAUAAAUUAUAAUUGUCAAAACAGCAACAAAUUUCAAUUUUUUAGCUGGCCUGAAAUUUUUUAAGCCCCUAGUAACUAUGGCCUAACAAAUUUCCAACACCUUGAAAAAGUGACAUUUUUGUUGUUUUAAGCAUUUUUGUUUCUAAAUUCUUGAUAAUGGUAAAAAAAAUGAAGAAAUUUGAGUUUUCAGCUGGCC
This is a messenger RNA of Notodromas monacha, 5507 nucleotides long. Lineage: Eukaryota; Metazoa; Arthropoda; Ostracoda; Podocopida; Cyprididae. The record is from the annotation of a GenBank genome assembly.